AAACAAAGACUUGCAUCCAAGCAUUUCAUCCUGGGUUGUUCUUUCCAUCCCGAGUUUACACUACACACGGACACAACAGGAAGGCCCGGCCCGCCCGGUACGCCCCCCUUGACCAGCUGUUCGUUUCGUUGUCUCUGUUUCAACCUCGAUCUGACCUUUCGUGAACCUGUUCAUCCCACCCGAUCGAUCUGCCGGCGAAAAAACCGUCCAAUUUAGAAUCUCGACACGAACGACCGAGCAACAUGGUGGGAAGAAGACCCAGAACCGUCAACUCGGCCACCGAUUGGCACGGGACCAUGCCGUCUCGUCAGCCGUCUUCCAUCCGCCGACGGUAUCGUGAUGACGACGAAGAAGCCGGACUCCCUCCCAACGUCUCCCCUGGCGAUCACCACGGCCCUCCCUCCACCGAGCCCACUUCCACGCAGAGCACCAUCGCCGCCCCCACGCUGCGCCCUUCCCCACGCGAAAUCCAGAUCCACGACGACCGCGCCAAGGUCACCUCCUUCAGCGGCUUCAAAGAUGCCCGACACCUGGCCAUCGCCGAACAGCGUCGCAUUGACUUGAAACAGAGGGUGCUCGAUGGCAUGAAAGGCUUGUCCUCCUGGGAUGGACACUAUCGCAAGUCCGAUGCCGAGCUUAAAGCCAUCAAGAACAAGAAGAUCAGGAGAUACUACGAGUCCCAAAACGAGACGCUCGAUAGCUGGGUCGAGGUUGACGCUUUGGUCAUGGCCGUUGCCGAUGAUGUCAUUGACAGCAUGAAUCCCGACGCCGAUAGGGACGGCAUUGCCGAACGCCGUGUUCCCCUCGCCGACUCCAAAGGCGCCGUUGAAGCAUUUCUGCCUCCCGAGCACAUCGAGAAGCGCCGCCGUGAUGAACGAAACGCGAAAUGGGCUAUAAACACCAAUGUCAUCGCCAAUGUGUUCAUGCUCAUUGGCAAGCUGGUCAGUCUACGCUUUAGUCCAUCGCUUUCCUUGGCUGCCAGCACCGCGGACUCGGCCUUGGACUUGUUCUGUACCUUGAUCAUUUACAGUACCAACCGCAUUGUCUCCUGGCGUCUGCGCGCUCUACGGCUCAAGUACCCCGUCGGAAGGCGGCGCCUCGAACCCAUCGGGAUUCUUGUCUUCAGUGUCAUCAUGGUUGUUUCCUUUCUCCAGAUCCUUCAAGAGUCGGUCAAGAAGCUGUUACCUGGCGGUGACAGAGAUGUUGCGCCUCUGCCUCCUGUUGCUAUUGGUGCCAUGGCUGCCAAUGCCAUCAUCAAGGGCAUCAUCGGGCUCAUAUGCAGACCCAUCAAGACGACGCAGGUACAAGCGCUGGUGCAGGACUGCAAGACCGAUGUGUACUUCAACACCGCCUCUCUCCUCUUCCCCCUGAUUGGUGUUGCUGCCCAGAUCUGGUGGCUGGAUCCCCUCGGUGCAACUUUAUUAGCCCUCUAUGUCAUCUGUGACUGGGCUGAGACGUGCAUCGAAAACAUCAGCCGCUUGACCGGAAGCAGUGUAGAUGAUGCCUUGCAAAAGAAGCUGAUGUAUCUCGGCUUCCGCUUUUCCCCUGUCGUUGCAGGCUUCAAGACGUUGACGGCAUACCAUGCUGGCGAUGGUGUUUGGGUCGAGCUGGACAUACUGUUGGAUGAGAGCACCUCGCUGCCUUUGGCACAUGAUAUUUCCGAGACGCUGCAGUAUUGCUACGAGAGUCUUCAAGAAGUGGACAGAGCUUUUGUCACGGUGGACUAUUCCACCUUGGGCCCCACGGGACAUAACGAAUGUGAUUGAUCGGUACGCUGUCAUUAGGAAGAUGGCCUGUGGGUUGUGGCAUGUCGUGGAGAUCUCAUUGCCAGUUGCCACAGACUACUUCCGCCGAGCCGAGGCUAUCACCUUCAAUCACAGUGUUCGUGUUGGACGGCUGUGUCUGGAUUUUGCCUCCAUUGAACAACCAACACAGCUUUUGGUC
This is a messenger RNA of Neurospora hispaniola, 1944 nucleotides long. RefSeq lists its product as uncharacterized. Gene Ontology annotation, biological process: transmembrane transport; monoatomic cation transport. The record is from RefSeq and is a predicted model, not a curated record. Lineage: Eukaryota; Fungi; Ascomycota; Sordariomycetes; Sordariales; Sordariaceae. Gene Ontology annotation, cellular component: membrane. Gene Ontology annotation, molecular function: monoatomic cation transmembrane transporter activity. The transcript has a single exon. The coding region runs from base 243 to 1766 and encodes 507 amino acids.